Molecule: messenger RNA, 1128 nt
Organism: Symbiodinium sp. CCMP2456
Lineage: Eukaryota; Dinophyceae; Suessiales; Symbiodiniaceae
Source: the annotation of a GenBank genome assembly
AUGUGCCGAUACGAUCAGUUUCGCGAGAAGCUAGAGCGUGAAGGUGACAUAUGCCAGUAUGUCGAAGCUCUUGUCAAGAUGGCCGGCAGUGAGGUGCAGGGGCUUUCGAGUCUGAGAGGAGUUUGUGACUUUUGCUCCAAGCCACCGGCACCAUGGGAAGACAUUGAUUGUUGCGCCCUGCUGUCCAGCCAGCAGCUGAACCGAACUGAAGACGCAACUAGCAUCAAGCUGCUCGAGCAACGUGUGCUUCAGGUUCGAGACAUGAUUCAUGCUGCAAAUCGGACGAUCGGCAACAAUUCCAUGGCAGGAAGAGUGCUUGCGGCUGCUCGUGAGAACGCUGCCUCGAACCUGCAGAACAUCCGGGCUGUGCUGAGAAGCCAUGCUAGAGACUUACCAGCAUUUCGAACACACUCUGAUGGAGAGGUGGGACAACCACAGACGAGUCAGCUGCAGGAAUCAACCUCAUUGAGUUCAUGGUUUGGCCAGCAAUCAACCGGCCCUUCAUGGCUUGUCCGGCAACCAGAUCGCAGUCAAGAAUCCUCGCCGUUGACUUCAUGGUUUGGCGGACGUGAAGGGCCCGGACCCCAACAAACGGGGCCCAGUCAUGAGUUUGCGACAUUGGGUUCAUGGCUUGGUGGAUAUGCAGGGCCGGGACAGCGACAAACCACUCCCAGUCAAGAACCCACUCCACCGAGUUCGUGGUUUGGCCAGCAAACCAGCCCGAGUCAAGAAUCCACGCCAUGGCUUGGCGGAUCUCAGCAAACCGGUCCCAGUCGUACAUCUGCGGCAUUGAGCUCAUGGUUCGGUGAGCACGUUCCCGGUCAAGAAUUAUCCUCGCAGCAGAAGCAAAGCCUCACUGGUGACGUUGUUUCCUUUUGGAGCACCACAUUGACGACAGUCUCUACAGACAGUGACGGCGCACAUCAUGCAGAUGACGAGGGUACCUCGAGUCAGAGCAGGGUCAUACAGGGGGCCGAUGUUGCAGUUACUGCCAUGCGACGGCGGCUGCGGUGGCCAAAGCUGCGAGGUUCGUCCUCGAUGCCGUUGCUGAAGAACCAGCAACACAGUUUCUUGAAGCCACUGCAGAAGAAAGGGCUUUGCCCGCUUCGGAGGUCGAGACGGCUUUAG